AUGGCAGCCGUAGUAGCAGUCAAGAAGGAAAUGAGGAAGAAGAUCAAGGCCAUCCUGAAAGAUGUCUCUGAUCCUGUUGCAGCAACGCAAACCACGCAUGCCACCAAAGCCCUACUGGCAAUGCCAGAGUACAAAGCAGCUCAGCGGAUAAGUGUAUACUUGUCUAUGCCCACUGGCGAGAUCAACACAUCCAAAAUUGUGCGUGACGCUCUUGACCGGGGCAAAAAGGUCUUCAUUCCGUACACAUACAAUUUGGACAAUCCGAUCGAUGGUCAGCCUAAGUCGAUUAUGGACAUGGUCGAGCUGUCCUCGAUGAACGACUUCGAAUCGCUCGAGGCUGACAAAUGGGGAAUUCCAACGCCCAGCAAAGACUCCGUUUCAUCACGUGCGAACUGUUUUGGCAUCACCGGCGUCACCAAUGGCAAAACUGAACAAAUCACCCAAGGUCUUGAUCUCAUCGUCAUGCCUGGUAUGGCAUUCGACCACGGCUUUGGCCGCCUCGGACAUGGCAAGGGUUUUUAUGACUUCUUCCUGAGCCGGUGUCAUCAAGCGGCGCGCAUGCCCUUUCGCGGUAAGAAUUACUGGUAUUCGAUCAUGGCUGAUGGGCUAACUAACCACGUCAAAGUUGGUCUGUCUUUGACCGAGCAGCUGCUUCCGCCAAAUGAGUCUGUCCCCAUGGACCAGUCCGACUUUCGCCUUGACGCCUUGAUCACCGGCGAUGGCGAGCUUCGUCGUGCCUGA
Molecule: messenger RNA, 741 nt
Organism: Didymella exigua CBS 183.55
Lineage: Eukaryota; Fungi; Ascomycota; Dothideomycetes; Pleosporales; Didymellaceae
Product: nagb/rpia/CoA transferase-like protein
Exons: 2
Coding region: 1-741 (246 amino acids)
Biological process (GO): tetrahydrofolate interconversion; folic acid-containing compound biosynthetic process
Cellular component (GO): mitochondrion
Molecular function (GO): 5-formyltetrahydrofolate cyclo-ligase activity
Source: RefSeq, a predicted model, not a curated record